AUGGAUUCAACACAUCCACCCGUUGCAACUUCAGCGCAUCCGACAAGCAUGAAAGCCUGGCUCUACAAUGGUACUAGCGGAGGCCUGGAAAAGAACAUGCAUCUCGAAUAUUCCGCUCGCGCACCACCAGUUCCACGUGCGAACGAAGUCCUCAUCCAGGUCCUUUCGGCCGGUCUCAACCCAGCCGAUUUCAAAGUCCCCGAAAUGGGAAUUGCUGCUCGUCGUCUGGUUAUUGGAAUGCCCGCCACCCCUGGCAUGGACUUCUGCGGGCGAGUGGUAAGCACCGGACCUAGCGCCACGCACUUCCCCGAGGGCCAGCUCGUCUACGGAUGUCAUAGUCGGCCCGUGCAGUUUGGCUCGCUGGGCGAGUAUCUGUUGGUGCCUGCCACUUUUGUUCGAGCCCUUCCUGACAAUCUGGGGGCUGAUCAGAUUGCCGGAAUCGGUAUUGCAGGACAAUCAGCAUACCAGUCUCUUCACGGCUACGUGAAACAAGGAGACAAGGUCUUUAUCAACGGUGGCUCGGGGGGCUGUGGAUUGUAUGCCAUCCAAAUUGCGAAGCAUAUGGGCUGCCAUGUUACUGUGACAUGCUCGACGAAGAAUGUUGAAUUAUGCUACCGGAUGGGUGCCGACGAUGUCAUCGACUACACUGCCGAGGAAGACCUCGUCGCGGGGCUGCAGCGCCGGGGAGUGGUUUAUGAUCAUGUGCUGGAUCAUAUCGGACUUCCAUCUCCACUAUAUUACCAAUCGCAUCAUUUCCUGAAACCUGAUGGUGUGUUUGUCCAGGUGGGUGCGUCGUCAAUAUUUACAUUUGCUGGGCGUGUAGGCUGGCCAUCGCUACUUGGUGGUGGGAAAAGAAAAUAUGUGAUCUUUUUCUUCAAGAAUACCGGGGAACAUCUCGCCAAGCUUGGGAAGAUGAUGGAAGAAGGAAGUCUAAAAACACAGGUGGAUAGCACAUACGAGUUUGAAGAUGCUGUCCAGGCCUUCGAGCGACUACGCUCGGGGCGUGCGAGAGGAAAGAUCAUCGUUCAUGUGGCCAAGCCGAAGGCCCAUUGGUCUCAAGAAGUGGGAUUGUUUUGA
Molecule: messenger RNA, 1077 nt
Organism: Penicillium argentinense
Lineage: Eukaryota; Fungi; Ascomycota; Eurotiomycetes; Eurotiales; Aspergillaceae
Product: NAD(P)-dependent alcohol dehydrogenase
Exons: 1
Coding region: 1-1077 (358 amino acids)
Cellular component (GO): mitochondrion
Molecular function (GO): oxidoreductase activity
Source: RefSeq, a predicted model, not a curated record